ACCUACAUCCAGUAGAAAAUGAGUAACAGUGAAAGCGCCUCGUGUUUCAUUCCGGAUUUCAAGCCCGAUGAAGACAACACGUUGUUACGAAAUUUCUCAGGAAUGAAUUUACCUGAGAAAAUUUUAUUCGUAAUCGAUACGACAAGAGAGAGGAAUUGUACACCAUUCAAACUUUCUACAGGAGCUAGCUAUAUGCCUUUGUUUAUGAUAAAACGAACUAUAGAAAAUUUUAUUUACAUUAAAUCUGUCAUCCAACACAGCCACGAGUAUGGAUUAAUGAUCUUGAACUCUCACAGCUUUCAAUGGAUAUGCGAUUUUACCAAUAAUACCAACAGCGUUGUCAAUCAUUUGAAUCUUAUUAAUGAUGAUAUCCUAGAGGAAGAUAAAAAAACAUAUGACCUUGGACAAAUAUUCGAUGAGAUAGAACAGAAAUUACCUCUGCCAAAUAAGAAAUCUGACACAGCUGUUCCAACAUUCGUUGUCAGAGUAAUUUUAGUGUAUUCACGUUCCAAUAGUAUCCCAAAAUUUCAUCUUGACAAAAGGCCUUUAGAUACUCUUACAAAAAAUCCAUAUUUUUUCAUAGAUGUAUUGUAUGUGCAUGAACCACCUUGUUCUGAAAAUUUAUGUGAAGAAAUUUAUUCUGAAAUAGCAACAUUGGAUACAACAAAUUUUUCAUACAUAUUAGAAGUAGGAAGGAACGCAGCAAAAUUGCACGAUAGUAUGGCUAAACUACUGGCACAUCCACUACAGAGACCACCUCAAAAAGACGUGUGUUAUACAAUUUGUCCACCUUCUCAAUGUUCCCAAGAAACGUGUAAUAAUGUUUAAUAACAUAUAAUUUGUCUUUUGAAAAUUGUUAAAAAGGAAAUUAAUGUCAGUUUACAAGAUAUGAUUAUUGAUAAUAUAUGUAAUAAAUAAAUAAAAAGUAAAUAAAGUAAA
This is a messenger RNA of Frieseomelitta varia, 939 nucleotides long. RefSeq names its product BRISC and BRCA1-A complex member 1-like. The coding region runs from base 19 to 828 and encodes 269 amino acids. Lineage: Eukaryota; Metazoa; Arthropoda; Insecta; Hymenoptera; Apidae. The transcript has a single exon. Gene Ontology annotation, biological process: double-strand break repair; mitotic G2 DNA damage checkpoint signaling; protein K63-linked deubiquitination. Gene Ontology annotation, cellular component: BRCA1-A complex; nuclear body; BRISC complex. The record is from RefSeq and is a predicted model, not a curated record.